Messenger RNA from Necator americanus (New World hookworm), 480 nucleotides. RefSeq lists its product as uncharacterized. The record is from RefSeq and is a predicted model, not a curated record. The transcript is spliced from 5 exons. Lineage: Eukaryota; Metazoa; Nematoda; Chromadorea; Rhabditida; Ancylostomatidae. The coding region runs from base 1 to 480 and encodes 159 amino acids.
AUGCAGUUUAAACACAUCGUCGCUGUAGUUAUCGUUACAGUCGUGUGCUUCACUUCAGUGGGGUCACUACCGACUCUAUAUCCCUGCUGGAAUAAAGACCGAUUCAACGACACUAUUCGGAAGCCUCUAGUCAAAGAGCUCUUCUCUAAGCUUCAAUCGUACUCAUGGUCGCAGUCUUCCUGGUCGCAGUGGAAGAAAUGGUGGUGGUGGUCCAACACACCAAUGCUGAGUUACAGCUGCGAUUUGGAAUUUUAUGCUUAUCUCCAUGCCACACCUACAACAUAUAACAUUGACAAUCAAGAAGACAUGAUGAAAGAGAGAUACGAGAUUGACGGUGCUGACUUUAAUGUGAAAAACUUCGUCACGGAAGCCGUGGCAUCGUGGUCGGGCAAAUACAAAGAGAUGCUAAAAAGGAAGAAAUUUGGUUGCAACUACUACAACAACGGCACUAAGCAUACUAUCGCUUGUCUUUUCACCUGA